AUCACCAAGAGUUGAAUUAAAAAAUAAUAAACAAUGGCGCGUAAAUUUUUUGUCGGUGGCAACUGGAAAAUGAACGGCAACAAAAAAGAAAUAAAUGAAAUCGUUGAUUUUCUUAAAGCCGGUCCAUUGGAUCCAAAUGUUGAGGUCGUCGUCGGAGUUCCAUCGAUUUAUUUGACGUACACCAAGAGCAUCUUACCCAGCAACGUUGCUAUAAGCGCUCAAAAUACUUACAAAGUACCCAAGGGCGCAUUUACUGGUGAAAUAAGUCCUGCUAUGCUUGUGGACAACGAAAUCCCAUGGGUUAUUUUGGGUCACUCUGAGCGACGAAAUGUAUUCGGUGAAAAUGAUGAAUUGAUUGCUGAAAAAGUUGCGCACGCUCUCGAAGCUGGUGUCAAGGUCAUCGCUUGUAUCGGAGAAAAAUUGGAAGAACGCGAAGCGAACAAAACUGAAGAAGUUGUUUUUCGACAAACUAAAGCCAUUGCUGAUAAAAUUAAAUCAUGGGACAAUGUGGUGCUGGCUUAUGAACCAGUCUGGGCCAUUGGAACCGGGAAAACUGCAUCGCCACAGCAGGCCCAAGAAGUUCAUGACAAACUUCGCGAAUGGUUUAGCAAAAACGUCAGUCCAGCAGUGUCGGCAUCACUGAGAAUUAUUUACGGCGGAUCUGUAACCGCUGGCAAUGCCAAAGAUCUGGCUAAAGAGAAAGACAUUGAUGGUUUCCUUGUUGGAGGCGCGUCACUCAAGCCAGACUUUGUACAAAUCGUCAACGCCAAACAAUAAUUUAUAAAAAUUACUAUUUAUUAAUUAAAAAAUUAACUGUUUAAUUCAAAAAUAAGCAUAAAAUUCAACUGUAUGAACAAUAAAUUUAAACUUCUCCAUAAUGGAGUUAGAGAAUUGUAUUUUUAAAUAAUAAAACAACUAGAGUUUAUUGUUGAUGAUGAUAUAUUUAAUUAACGGUGUAACUAUUCAGGCCAAAUAAAGCUUCAAAUGCACAACA
Messenger RNA from Microplitis mediator, 994 nucleotides. It is a transcript of the gene Tpi, whose product is annotated as triosephosphate isomerase. Gene Ontology annotation, molecular function: triose-phosphate isomerase activity. The record is from RefSeq and is a predicted model, not a curated record. Gene Ontology annotation, cellular component: cytosol. NCBI's taxonomy places the organism in Eukaryota, Metazoa, Arthropoda, Insecta, Hymenoptera, Braconidae. The transcript is spliced from 3 exons. The coding region runs from base 34 to 777 and encodes 247 amino acids. Gene Ontology annotation, biological process: glycolytic process; glyceraldehyde-3-phosphate biosynthetic process; gluconeogenesis.